AUGACGAUGACGAACAGGGACGUACAAGAGGAACUGAGGAACGUUAUCCAGGCGGCACAGGACUUGAUGGACGAGACGGAUGCAGUUGAGGCGGCUAGGGAGGCUGGCAAUGUGGUGGUGUUUAGCGCUGGCAUGAUGAGGCCCGACGACGCUGUUGCGAUAGGGGUGGACCGAGACAUCUUUCCUGGUGAUGAGCCUUAG
This is a messenger RNA of Alternaria arborescens, 201 nucleotides long. RefSeq lists its product as hypothetical. The transcript has a single exon. The record is from RefSeq and is a predicted model, not a curated record. The coding region runs from base 1 to 201 and encodes 66 amino acids. Lineage: Eukaryota; Fungi; Ascomycota; Dothideomycetes; Pleosporales; Pleosporaceae.